Molecule: messenger RNA, 1716 nt
Organism: Asterias rubens (European starfish)
Lineage: Eukaryota; Metazoa; Echinodermata; Asteroidea; Forcipulatida; Asteriidae
Exons: 7
Coding region: 422-1156 (244 amino acids)
Biological process (GO): protein deubiquitination
Molecular function (GO): cysteine-type deubiquitinase activity; calcium ion binding
Source: RefSeq, a predicted model, not a curated record
GAAAUUUCUGCUUGUUACGUGCAUACCAAUGGCACCGGACUCCUUCUAAUGGCGUUUAACAGUUUUGUUUUUGAGAGACGGUUCGAAAUAGCUGCAAAGCGGUUUGGUCCUUUGUCCAGUAGAUGCAAGGCUCAGCGUAAAGCAGCUUUCAUCAGGCAGUGAGAGUUGGAGAAACACGGCAAGCUUUUGUAACAGUGUCCUUGAAGAAUUCUAACUUGCCACAGGCGACAGUGGAUUCGUUGACAUUCUUCCAGGUUCGACGGCGAGGACUGUUCUUGUUGGUGGGGGUCGUCCUUUCUGUGGAUUGAAAGUUGUUUCGGACCGGACUCUGGUGGUGAAAACUUCUGGCUAGCUCUUUCUUUGCGAAGUUGAAGAAGGCCAGAGCACGGCAAACGUGCGAGGCUAAAACUCCAACAGCAAGAUGUCGCUGACUGUGGUUGUUUCCAAUGCCACGAACCUGCCGAACAUCGAGAAGUUUGGGAAGAUAGACCCACUUGCCAUUGUCAAAUUUGCAGGAUCAAAGAAUGAGACCAAGAAAAUCAGUGAUGAGCUGAAUCCAACAUGGAACGAGACGUUCACGUGGGAUCUUAAAGGCAAACCGCUCACAUCAGCAGACUCUCUUGAAGUAGAAGUCAAAGACCAUGAAAAGAUUGGACGCAACCGGGCCUUAGCUCAAUUGCUAUGCGCCAAGCAGAGCAAUCACUCAGCGGAGAGCAUUGGGGUGUAUCUACGUAAAGUGAAGCAAGCUAUCUCCACAACGGCAGCUCGAUUCUCUGGAUUUAUGCAACACGAUGCGCAAGAGUUUCUCUGUCAGUGCCUGGAUCAACUCAAAGACGACACCGAAAGGGCCAACAAGAGGGCGCUAAACUCCCCCUUGGACGAGACCCCAGGGACGGAUGAUGAUAAAAUUAAACUGAGGUUUCGCUAUACGCACGACUGCCCGAUUGUCAAGAACUUUGAAUUUGAAGUCAUGCACUCGACGAUCUCUCGCUGGACAUGCCCAGAAGGAGGUUUGGCAAUUAUUUUUUCUCUCUUGAGAAUACUCUUUUUUUUUUUUUACUUUCGGCUCUGGCUCAACAAAGUUCUAAAAUAUUUUUUCCGUUUUGUAUUCCUCCCCGUUUUGUGGCCACAUAACAUUCAGUUGGGAGGGUUCUGAUUUUAUGCUAUGAUAUUAUUCUAGAACUCUUGUAUAUAAGAUACUCUCGUAUCUUGUAUAUAAACCUUUAUUUUAUUCCUGAGACGAUGUGAUUUGUUGGGCUGCUUCUAGUGCGGGUGUUGUGCUGACAUUUGUUUCCUUUAGUCUUUAAGUGACUGUUUUAUUGUGUCCUGUAUUGUGCAUUGUAUUUUUAUAAUUGUGUGCUAUGUUACUGGAGUGUUAAAAACAGUACAGGAGAUCUUGUUAAUGUCAUAAUGUAUUCCCUAAUUUUGAACGAUAUAUUGUGUAUUUUGAAUAUCUUUUUAAGCACGAGAUCCAAGGCAAUAUCUAUUGUAAUCUGUACAUGUAUUGAGAAUGUUCUCCUUUUUGGAUUACUUUCGGCUCUUCCUCAAAGUUCUCAAAUGUCAGAAUUUUUUUCCCCACAUACAAGGUAGACUGGACUUCACUCAGACUCGACUGCACCUCAAUAAUUCUGUGUUAGCGAAUGCAUUUAUAUAUCUUAUCUAUCACUUUUUCUAUAAUUUUUAAUUGUUAAUGACUAAUGUUUUAUCUUUAAAUUA